Molecule: messenger RNA, 1292 nt
Organism: Papaver somniferum (opium poppy)
Lineage: Eukaryota; Viridiplantae; Streptophyta; Magnoliopsida; Ranunculales; Papaveraceae
Product: probable NAD(P)H dehydrogenase (quinone) FQR1-like 3
Exons: 5
Coding region: 281-898 (205 amino acids)
Molecular function (GO): FMN binding; NAD(P)H dehydrogenase (quinone) activity
Source: RefSeq, a predicted model, not a curated record
AUGUUUAUCAACCACUGCUGUACCUGUACUAGUCCUCAACAAAUUAGAAAGCGUCAACACCUAAAACUCUCUCACCUUCUCUGCUUUCCUCUUCAUAGCCAUCUAAACAUUUAUUUCUCAUCUAUCUGUACCACUGAAAUAUACAGUGAAAGUGAAUUCAAGAUGCAGUGUUGAUUUGGUUUCAUUCCAUGUCAAUUUGAAUUUUGUUUGCUCACAAUUGUUCAGCUUCUCAUUGAUUUUGUUUGCUCACAAUAGUAGUAUUUAUAUCCAGACAGUAUUAAUGUCCAGCACCAAAAUUUACAUUGUCUACUACUCCUUGUAUGGGCACGUUGUAACAAUGGCGCGGGAAGUGCGCCGGGGAGCCAGUAGUGUUGAAGGUGUGGAAGCAACCCUUUGGCAGGUACCUGAGACACUUCCUGAGAAGAUAUUAGAGAAAAUGAAAGCACCUGCUAAGGAGGACGACGUUCCAGUGAUUAGUCCGGAACAACUUAAGGAAGCUGACGGAUUUUUAUUUGGAUUCCCUUCACGUUUCGGUAUGAUGCCAGCCCAAUGCAAGGCUUUCUUUGACUCGACAUAUGAACUUUGGGAAACUCAAUCACUCGCUGGAAAACCUGCUGGUAUCUUUUGGAGCACAGGUUUUCACGGAGGAGGCCAGGAGAAUACGGCAUUCACAGCCAUAACACAACUGGCACAUCAUGGGAUGUUAUUUGUUCCGCUGGGGUACACUUUCGGAGACGGUAUGUAUGAAAUGAAUGAAGUGAAAGGUGGAUCUUCGUAUGGAUCUGGAACUUAUGCAGGAGAUGGUACUCGUGUUCCCUCGGAAUUAGAGAUGAAACAGGCAUUCUACCAUGGUCAGUACCUUGCAGGAAUUGCAAAGAAGCUCAAAGUCACUGCAUAGCGCCUCUUCCAAUAAAGAAUGGGUCACUCUGGAAAGUUAUAUAAGCGUCUUCUGAAAAUAAAAACUUCAAAUUUGAUUACUUUUACGAAUGGUGAACGUGUAUUGAAGAAGAAGAAGAUGUUUCAUUACACAUUACAACCCAAAAGUUGAACCCUACAUUUUAUUAUUUACACAUUCACAGCACUACUACUAAGUAACUAGAUCAUAUUUUUACUUCUUGGAAGAUUUAGAAGCAACAGAUUUUCCUGGAAAUUUUUGAGUUUCUGGCUCAGCCUUUCCGCUCUUCUUUGGUAACAAGAUGGGGUUAAUGUUAGGAAGGACACCACCACUAGCAAUUGUAACACCAGCAAGCAAUUUCCCCAAUUCUUCAUCAUUCCUUAUUGCUAAACACAAA